AUGGCAGGUCCUAGCGAUGAACAUAAAAAAGAGCUUAGCUUUGCUUCUCAGGUACAAGCAUUUGAUUUUUGUGGCGAAUCGAUUGAUGCUUCUUUAAGAAAACUAUUAGCUAGAGUUCUUUUACCUAAAGAAGCACAACAGAUUGAUCGUGCUAUGGAAGAUUUUGCUAAACGAUAUCAUGAAUGUAAUCCAGGACUAGUGGAUCAUCCAGAUGUUGUUUAUGCAGUAGCAUUUUCUAUUUUGUUGUUGCAUACAGAUGCUCAUAAUAAGAAUGUCAAACAAAAGAUGAACAAGGAUACAUUUAUUAUGCGUACAAAAGUGAUUGAAGGAGGAGAAGGAUUUCCACAUGAAAUAUUAGAUAUUAUUUAUGACAACAUUAUCAUGUCAGAAUUUACCUAUGCAGACAGUCAGACUACACUCAAAAAUUCAUCUUGGUUCUCUAAAUUAAAGAGCAGCAGUUCUGUUGACUUGACACAUCAUCAUACCCAAUCCAAUGCCCUCUUGAUGGAUCUCUCUCAGAAAUUAGAGCAACUCAUGCCUGCCGAAAAUAGUUUUCGUUAUAAACGGACUCUGAAACCAAUUCCUAUGAUGGAAAUCCACCUGUCGCUUUUAAAAGCCAAAUCGUUAUGUUUAGCAGGUGUCAAGAGCAAACAUGACAGCAGCACAUCCACACACAACACAUUCACGAUACGUGUGACCAAAGCAGGUAUCUUGGAUAGAAAAUACGAUUUGAUUCAAGGAGGCAAAAAAGCAACGGCUCGAGGAUGGAGACCGUUUGGUGUGAUUUUGAGUGGUAGUCAAAUCAUUUUUUUUGGUGAUGUAUCUUCUUAUCAACAAUGGCUUGAAGAAGAACCCAUGUCACCCAUGUCUAUCCAUUCCACCUCAGAAUUGAUUUCAAAAAGAAACCAUAGUUUCCCUGUCUUGGCUGAAUCUAUACCCACCUCAUCUUAUUUAAGACCUGUUCAGAUCGUAUCUCUUUCUUAUGCUGUCUGCAUUUGUGAUGAACAAUACACUAAAUACCCUCAUGUCUUUCGACUCAUCACAGGUGAUGGACAGCAAUUCUUGAUGCGAGCACAGAAUGAUCAAGAGAUGGAUGACUGGAUCCUCAAGAUCAAUUAUGCUGCUACACUCAAGACAACAGGUGUACGUAUGCGACCCUUAAAGCGACAGAUAGACAGUGAACGAUCUAAACGAGAAGAAAGAGCCAAAGAGAAAGUACAGGAACUAUCAGAUCGUAUUGAUGAACAAGUCAAACUAUUGGACCGUGAAUUACAACUACGCCGUAAUCUGAUGGUGAUCGUACCUUAUCAAAAAUCAACCAAGGAUCGUAUUCUUGCUUUUGCAGAGACAGUAGGCAAGCGUAUUAAAAUCAAACGUAUUGAACUGCAGCGACUUGAAUGCUAUCGAGAUUACCUUGAAGCAGAAUUGAAUUGGCAUCCAUCAGCAAGUCAACAGCAGCAGAGAAAGAUGUCUUUACCUUUACCUUCUCAUUUAUGUUCCUUGGUCUCUUUACCAACCGCCAAAAAACUAUCUCAUCUUGCAUUUGAAGAAGAAGAAGAAGAAGAAGAAGAAGAAAAUGAAGAAAAAAAGGCGGAAGAAGAUAAUCUACCUGUCAAGGUAGAAGAUAAGAAAGAUUUGGACCGUGUCAUGCGUCGAAGAAGUCAAAGUAAUCCUGUGAGACCCAUGGAUAAGAAACUAUUGCUACUAGAACCACCCAAACCCCAUGGUAGACAAAGAAGUGGGUCAGAAGCAUCUUCUGUAGGAGGAGAUGAUGAUAAUAUGAGUGUGAUUAUUGUCAAUGAUUCUGAAGAAUUAUUAACAGAAUCAUGGCCACCAGCAGAAUAA
Molecule: messenger RNA, 1845 nt
Organism: Gilbertella persicaria
Lineage: Eukaryota; Fungi; Mucoromycota; Mucoromycetes; Mucorales; Choanephoraceae
Exons: 5
Coding region: 1-1845 (614 amino acids)
Biological process (GO): regulation of ARF protein signal transduction
Molecular function (GO): guanyl-nucleotide exchange factor activity
Source: RefSeq, a predicted model, not a curated record